CAUGAUUAACAGAAUUGCGUUCAAGGCCGUCCGCCCAGCCGUUGGUAUGGCCAUGCGUCCAGCUCCAAUCGGUCUUCGUUACCUCUCUACCCCAGUUGAGCCAAAGGAAAAGGCCAACUCCAUCAUCGAAGCCUUGCCAGGUAACAACUUGAUCUCCAAGACCGGUAUCUUGGCCACCAGUGCCGCUGCCGCCAUCUACGGUAUCUCCAACGAAUUGCUCAUCAUCCACGAUGAAACCAUCUUGGUUGUCACCUUCGCCACCUUCUCUGCCUUGGUUGCCAAGUUCGUUGCCCCAUUAUACACCGAAUGGGCUGACGGUGAAAUCAAGAAGGUCAACGACUUAUUGAACGAAUCCAGAAACAAGCACGUCUCUGCUGUCAAGGACAGAAUCGACUCUGUCUCCCAAUUAAAGGAUGUCGUCGCCACCACCAAGCAAUUGUUCGCUGUCUCCAAGGAAACCGCUCAAUUGGAAGCUGAAUCCUUCGAAUUGAAGCAAAAGAUUGCUGUUGCUACCGAAGCCAAGGCCACCUUGGACUCCUGGGUCAGAUUCGAACAAGCACAAAGACAAUUGGAACAAGAACAAUUGGUUAAGUCCGUGUUAGAAAAGGUUAACAAGGAGAUCGAAACUCCUAAGUUCCAAGAAAGAGUUUUGGCUGAAGCCGUCGCUGACGUUGAAAAGUUGUUCGCUAAGAACUAAGGAUAAAAUUAGGUAUUUAUGAUCUAGAAUAAAGACGC
This is a messenger RNA of Suhomyces tanzawaensis NRRL Y-17324, 735 nucleotides long. RefSeq names its product F1F0 ATP synthase subunit 4 (gene ATP4). Gene Ontology annotation, molecular function: proton transmembrane transporter activity. The annotation marks the transcript as partial. NCBI's taxonomy places the organism in Eukaryota, Fungi, Ascomycota, Pichiomycetes, Serinales, Debaryomycetaceae. The record is from RefSeq and is a predicted model, not a curated record. The transcript has 2 exons. Gene Ontology annotation, biological process: proton motive force-driven ATP synthesis.